Myxocyprinus asiaticus (Chinese sucker) is the source of this 1151-nucleotide messenger RNA. It is a transcript of the gene crot, whose product is annotated as carnitine O-octanoyltransferase. The record is from RefSeq and is a predicted model, not a curated record. NCBI's taxonomy places the organism in Eukaryota, Metazoa, Chordata, Actinopteri, Cypriniformes, Catostomidae. Gene Ontology annotation, molecular function: carnitine O-octanoyltransferase activity. Gene Ontology annotation, cellular component: peroxisome.
AUAAGGGAAUUUGAAAACUGUAUUUUCCAGAUCUGGAAAUGUCAGAAAUUGACAAUUUAAAAAAACCAGGGACAUUUCUAUAGUGAAUAGAAAAGUUAUGCUAGAAAUGGCUCCUUGUGAGUGCAAUUUCUUUUUUUAAAUCUGAUGGCUGAUGCAGCAAUCACAUGACUGGAAUUGUCAUGGAAAUUGGUCCUGUCUAGAAGGGAACCCUCUGGCUGGGAAAAGUCUCAUGAGAUUCGCAUAUGAUAUUCAUACUCUAUGUUUAGUGUCGAUUACUAACCAUAUUUGGAGUCCCACAGAAACCCUACCCCAAAACCUAACUCUAACCUUAGUAACGGCAAAUGGGACUCUCAUGAGAAUGCUCUCUAGAGAUGACAUCAGGGUCAAAAGUAAGGCCUUUUGCAACUGAGGAGGAGUUUCGAGCCACAGAGGCCAUCGUGAAGCGCUUUGAGGAAGACAACUGGCUUGAGGUUUGGUGGCUAAAUUCAGCAUAUCUAGAGUUGCACAUCCCCUCUCUUUUUGGGGGACCUACAGCCUAUCUGGAGCACUGCUGGCCUGCAUGUGAGGGUACCCAGAUGGAGAGGGCCAGCAUGAUUUUGUGGAUCACCCUCCAGUACUGGGAGCUUAUUCGCAUGGAAAGGCUGGUUCAUAAAGCAGGAAAUAUGCCCUUUGACAUGGAUCAGUUCCGCAUGCUCUUCUGCACCUGUAAAGUGACUGGUGUUACUAAAGACACCAUACUCAACUUCUUCAAAACAGAGAUUGAGGGAUCUGUCAUGGGAGAGUAUUCACAUUUGAUGGACUCUGUGAUGGCCGUAUCCUCACUCCUCCAGAACACUUCAACAAAAGCAGAGACAGAGGGGGAUGGAGUGGGUGCUCUGACCACUGAGGAAAGGACCCGUUGGGCCAACGCACGAGAAUAUCUGAUCUCCAUUGAUCCUGUGACCAUAUUGGAGAUGAUUCAGAGUUCUCUAUUUGUACUCUCCCUGGACGAUGACAAAUCCUUUUCCACCCCUGAAAACCACUCAAAGUUAACCCUGUUGGCAUUGACUGGUAACCCCACUAUCCGCUGGGGUGAUAAAUCCUACAAUUUGCUUGCCUUUUCAGAUGGAACCUUUGGUUCAAAUUGUGGUAUAAGUACAGUUAUGAAUUAG